AUGUCGGGUCGUAGCGCGUACGUCAGAAAGAAGAUCACCGAGCCGAAGCCGGGCGACAGAGGUUCGUCUGCCGUACGAGGGCGCGCAAAAUCAGCAGGAAGCUCUCGGUUCCCCGAGCGCGAUGAUGUCUCGGUCAACGAAUAUCCUUUGCCACAGGGCACCGGAUACGGAACGACGAAUGCACGCUUCCUCAAGUUCUCCGAGCCGGCGAGGGAUAACCGAGAGACCGACUCGGCGAUCUAUCGCACCGAGAACACGAAUUUCAGCAGCAACAACAGCAGUGGGAGCCAGAGCGGUGGCAGUGACGCGGGGAGAAGAGAUGCUGGUACCCCAGGGACUCCUCGAGGGCCGAUGCCUGACUUUGCAUAUGCGAGGGCCAGGAAGCCGGUGCUGAAGACCGAAGAUGUGUCGGGAAUCGAGCGGUCCGGCUUCCGCAGCGCCGUCGACAAAAAGAGCGACGGGUUCCGCAAAGGGCUUACCAAAGCCUUCACGUUUGGGGGCAAGAAGAAGAAAGGAGGGGAUGUGGCCUUUCGAUCUCCGUCGUCGGCCACUAUCAGACCGUACAGCGACGUGGAAAACAUGGACGCGAACGAGCUGUUCCCAAUGCCCGUGCCGAACCCGCAGUCCGGAACGUGGGAUCCAGAGUACCAGCAGAUGGUAUCACCACCGCCAUCGGCCAAACUACCACCGCUCCCGCCUCCGGCCAUCACGCCACCGACCAAGCGGUGGAUCGGGGCCGGCAGACCAGUGCAGAGGUGGAACAAGCUCCGGAAGGAUCCCGAGCUCUGGGAUCCCAACGGCGACGUCCUGGUCUACUUCGGCCGCAAGGGCCAGCUGCAACGACCGCACCCGUCCUUCCGUCUCUCAUCCCAUAUUAUCGAGGCGACCGAAUCUCGCUUCCUCGUCACCCUACUCCGUGAAGGCUCUACCGACGAUGAUUAUGACACGCAAGCGGACAUGCCGCCGUCCCCGGUUGGGGCGCCGCCAAUGGUACAGCAUUCGCAACUUGGCUACAACCUCGGUCGAGCCGGGCAGCCCACGCCACCGGUCUCCGAGGAUGCCAGCCUCACGGACACCGAUGGCCAGAUCUCGUAUGAGAUCUACUUACCCACGCCUCCCAACCUGACCAAGCUCGAAGCCCACCGCCACGCCAUCACCACGCGCAACGUCUUUGCUCUGCUAUACCAUGCGUCGCUCGUGGGGCUGUCGCUAUUUCAGGCCCUGUCGGACCUGCUCGCCCGCCUCGACGGCUACAUGCCGUCCGAGGCAGACAACGUCGGAACCAUCCUCAACUACCUGUCUGCGCGGAGGAUCGACGACGCACGCAACGAUGCCGAGACGGCAGUAUCCAUGCUGGCGUGGUCGGAGACGCCCGAGGUACGGUGGGAGGAAGGCUGGCGAGAAGCAUUCCUGCACUGCGCCGGCAUGUACUCUCUCCUGGAGUCAUGCGCAGACUUCCGCCACGUCACGCCAAUCACACGAGCGCUUCUCGAACGUGCAUGUCUCGAGACACAACUUCGUGUCCAGGCGGCCGAGGAGCGUCUCGCCGAGUUCGCCUACGGGGACAUCUGGCCGGUCACGGGGCCGAUUGCACACAGCGCUUCCCGAGCUGCCGCCGACCGCUUGCAACAGUUCUUCCGUAGCCAUUAUGCCAGGAUUCACGGAAGCUGGCCCCCGCCCGAAACCGAUGCGAGGACCACAGAAGGAGAAGAGAUGUGGCUGACGAGGACCAUGGCCAGGAAGAUGCAGAGGGACUUUGGUGCGUUAUAUGACUACCUGGUCAACCGAGAUGUUGUCUGGGACGAGUCGGAGACACGCAGCAGUCGAAAGUGGAUGAUGGUUUCCGAGAGCGGCAACAAGUCCUUCAGCGCUGACAAGCCCGAUCUGCCACUCACAGAUAUGCUGAUCGAGUUCGACAACCGGAUGCGAUUCCCCCACAUCCCGCACCCCUAUCCCCUCGUGCCCGAGUCGAUACCCCCAACCAACACCCCCGGGUCGGGCAGUGGCCGAGAGAGGCUGCGGAAGGACAGGAGUGCAAAACAGGGAGGCGACGGUCGUACCCUCGAGCGGCGGGUUCACCUGGCGUACACCGAGGCCACCAAUAUAUACGCCUUGGGCUCCGACUUUGCGCAGUCAGCGCUCGUCGAGAACUUUGUCAAGUUCGAGAAAGCCGACCAGAUCGGCGCCCUUGAUCCAUUCUGUGCGCGCCGUGGUCGCUGGGUCCUUAUCUACGGCAUCCUGCAGACCCUCGCCAUCGUCUCGGUCGAUUCUCCCAACGUUCGCUACAAGGACAACGUUUCUUACCACCUCUCACCCCGGCUGAAGGGCACCAAGACGCCUCCAUGGAAAGGGGUGUCGAUGCCUGCCCAGGAAGCAUGUCAUGAGCUUUCGCACUGCUGGACCGCCCCUCACAGCUGGCAUAGCGGCUCCGGGAGCGCCGAGUCUGAUACCUCGGUCAGCUCGAGCACUCGUGAUCCCUUAUCUCGGAUGAUGCGUUCCCAUGUGCAGGGCUUUCAACGCGCGCCCCAACCCUUUGGCAGCCAGUCAAGCAACGCAGGCUGGUAUGCGCUCGGUAUCCAGUCCAGUGGUAUCGCAGCGCCGCCCACGCCCACCACGUGGGGAGGCUCGUCGACCGUGAGCGUCAGCACGUACUCGGAGGACACGGCAUCCAGCGUACGGACACCGACCUCGGCACAGUACCCGAGUCAGACGUACCCGAGUCAGAUGAGCUACAAGAGCACGCGAAGCCGUGGCGGAGGCGGCGAUGGCGGCGCGAAAAGCGAGCGUAGUUUCGCCACGUUUGGGGCCAACGACGGGCGGGCCGACGAAGGUCCAUGGCCACCACGCUCGCAAAGCAUACACCGCGCGAAGCCUCCGGGACCCCUGGACCUCGCGCAAGGCAUGACCGGCGUCGAUGAUUUCCUGGAUGUUAGCCACAGUCCCUCGAGUCCCGAUGUCAAGGGCGAAGCCACGAUGCUCGGCAACUCGGGCAGCUCGGACGGGACGGGACCACUGAUACGAGAUUUCGACGAGUUGGAUCCUGUCGCUGAGUAG
This is a messenger RNA of Anthostomella pinea, 3054 nucleotides long. Lineage: Eukaryota; Fungi; Ascomycota; Sordariomycetes; Xylariales; Xylariaceae. The record is from the annotation of a GenBank genome assembly.